AUGUCUACCACCGACUCAGCCAAUCUUCUUCCGCUUGUCGACCUCAUCACGAAUGCCGUCAAAGUCGUCAUCGAUGAGUAUGCAGCCAUCAACCAGCCAGUCCCAUCACUGGAUUCGAAUAUUCCCGGUCCUUUCGACACCCCAGAGUCCACACCACCCCAACUGAGUAAAGCGAUCCAAAUUAUUGAGGCUGCAUGCGCUCAGCUGAGCUUCACUGUCGCAAGUCCUGGCCACGUUAUGACCAACAAAGCUUACGCGCUCGAGGAGUCUGCGUGCCUUCAAGUCAUCACGGAGGCCAAGGUAUCAGACCUCCUCCUCGAUAAGCCCGAGGGCCUUCAUAUCGAUGUGCUCGCCAACCGGUCAAAUCUGGAUGCCGGGAAGCUUGGCCGCAUCUUGCGCAUGCUCGCGACAAAGCACUGUUUCAAUGAAGUCCAACCAAACGUCUUCGCCAAUAACCGGUUGAGCAUGAAGUUGGUCUCCACCGACCCCGUCUCUAGUUUGGUAGGACAUGUGACGGGUGGGUGUAUGAAGGCGUCGUCUUUCCUCGCUGAUGCCCUUAUGGAUCCUAUCUCUGGGAGCUCCAUGCUCCCCGCCGAUGCACCGUUCCGCUACGCGCAUGGUUUGCCGCUAAGUUUCCAAGAGCGUCUCAACAAGGCAAUGAUUGGAUGGGGCGUUGUCACUGGUCGGGCCAUGCUUCCCAAAGUCUACCCAUGGCAGUCUUUGCCUUCCGGAACUACUAUAUGCGACGUCGGAGGAGGCAACGGACAUGCUAUGCUGAACCUUCUGAAGGCCUUCCCUCACCUGCGUGUCGUUGUUCAAGAUCUUAAAGCUGCGGUUGAAGACGGACAAGAGCUGUGGUCUAACGAGUAUCCGGAGGCUUUGGAAAAUAAGCUUGUCACAUUCAAGGCGUUCGAUUUCUUCAAGGAUACUCCUGCAGAAGGAUGUGACUUCUACUAUAUCCGUCAUGUUCUCCAUGACUGGAUGAAGGACGAGUGUCUUACGAUAUUGAGAAAUAUUCGCACGUCGGCCAAGCCAAGCAGUAGACUCCUCAUCCACGAGUUCGUUUUGCAACAUGCCGUUCGUAACAGGUCCAAUCAGUCUCGGGUCUCAGAGGCUCCAGAGCCACUUCUUCCAAACUUCGGGAUGGGCCGUGUGCGUCUGUACCAACAGGACAUCAGUAUGAUGUCAAACCACAACAGCAAGGAGCGAACUCUUCCAGAGUUCGUCGAGAUGGGUGAAGAGGCGGGUUUCAAGUUUGUAAAGCUAUGGGAUGGAGGAGAAGCCAGUCUCGUAGAGUUCACUGCGGCGUGAGACAUAUUCGAUCUACCGUUAGCGUGAAACUUUGAUGUGUGAACGGUAGCCACUGUCUCAACGUACAGUGGUAGGACUCGAUAGUG
This is a messenger RNA of Stereum hirsutum FP-91666 SS1, 1397 nucleotides long. Its product is annotated as S-adenosyl-L-methionine-dependent methyltransferase. Lineage: Eukaryota; Fungi; Basidiomycota; Agaricomycetes; Russulales; Stereaceae. The transcript has 14 exons. Bases 1 to 1311 code for a protein of 436 amino acids. Gene Ontology annotation, molecular function: O-methyltransferase activity. The record is from RefSeq and is a predicted model, not a curated record.